This is a messenger RNA of Dracunculus medinensis (Guinea worm), 1077 nucleotides long. NCBI's taxonomy places the organism in Eukaryota, Metazoa, Nematoda, Chromadorea, Rhabditida, Dracunculidae. The record is from the annotation of a GenBank genome assembly.
AUGUCUGAAGCAUCUGGAAAAAAUUCAUUUUUUUUUAUUUUCAGAUGGACACGUUACGAUGCGAUCAGCAGCGUCAUUCCCAAUACUCGUUUUUUGGUCUUCAAAACACCUUUAAAUUUAAGGCUGUCGACAAAAAUACCGAAAGAAAAGCAUUUUACUCUUAUCAAUCUGUAUCAUAAAGUCGCAGAGAUGGGAGUUUCAUUGGGACUUAUUAUUGACUUGACAGAUACUGAUCGCUAUUAUGAUCGAUCAGAUGUUGAUGGAAUGUUCAUUGAAUAUGAAAAGAUAAAUUGUCCUGGUCGAGGAUUUCUUGAUCGAGAUGACCUUGUUGAAUCAUUUAUCACUGCUGUCGAUAAUUUUCUAUACAGCAAUUCAGAAAAUGAAACACUCAUUGGAGUUCAUUGUACAAAUGGCGUUAAUAGAAGUGGAUAUUUAAUUUGUCGUUUUCUCGUGGAUCGUUUAGGAUGGUCAUCUCAUGAAGCUAUUGAUGCAUUCGAAAGAGCUCGUGGCUAUCAGAUUGGGCGCGGAUCAUACGUUCAAGCCAUACAUCGUGCUGCCAAAGAGCGACGCUUUAAAAAACGCCACAGGCAUAAUGAAGAAAUGGUGUCUAGCGAAGAAUCUGAGACUCGCCAGUCACAUAAACGAGACAAGCAUAAAAAGAGACGCAAAAUUGAAAUGGAUGAAGGAAUAGAACCGGAUAUGGAAGCCAUUUUCAAUAGCAUGGCUUUAGCAUUUGAACAACACGAAUCAGUAUUUGAUGACGAAGCCCCAAGUUCUUAUGAAAAUCAAGUGACUUCCAUGCCACAGUUGCCAGCAUCACAAAGUUCAUCACAUUUGUCCACAGACAACAGUCCAUUCAUAGGCAGUAGUGGAACUGCUGAACAAGAAGAAGACGAGGAAGACGAAACGAUGAUUGGUGAAAAAGAUGGUGGAGGAGAAGAAAACGAUAUAGAUGCAUCAAGAUCUAAAAAGAGGCGUGAAAGGAGGCAGCGACUGCAAAAACAGUUUGACUUGAUGAAAACGGGCAAUUUUUGGAAGAUUAAUGAAAUGCAAAAGGAAAAAUUUAUUGGAAAAUGA